UUCAAACCACAUCACCACCACAAACCAAGACAGUCAGUCAUAGACGAGGGCUCACUUUCACUUGCCCGAGCUAAAGUAUCCUUUGCUAUUUCGAAGACACAAAAGUACAUAUAAGGAGAUGAGCACUGGCCUUAAUAUGCUGGCACCGGAGCCUGCGGCCCUGCCGCCGGAGACUAAAUUACCCGCGGUGGAGGAGGAGCAUGGCGGGAUAACAGGGAUCAACAAGAUGGCCCGACGGAACUGUUCCGUGAGUCGACGGAAGGCCGAGCUGGUGCAGGUCGCUCUGAGGCUGUCGUGCACAGCCACGUCGCUGACGGCGAUGGCGUUCAUGGUGACGGCGGAGCAGGCGAGUGUUGCGUCCAUAUAUGGGUUCAGCUUCCCAAUCCGAUCCAAGUGGUCCUUCUCUGACUCCUUCAUGUAUUUGGUGGGGGUAUCUGCGGCGGUCGGGGCCUACUCUCUUGUGCAGCUGCUAAUUAGCGUCUCGAGGCUGCUGAAGAGGUCACCUCUGAUUCCCUCCCGGAGAUAUGCUUGGCUAAUUUUUGCUGGUGAUCAGGUGUUUGCGUAUGCGUUGAUGAGUGCAGGGUCGGCCUCCUCCGGGGUCACGAACCUGAACCGGACAGGGAUAAGGCACACAGCCCUCCCAAAUUUCUGCAACCCAUUGCGCAGCUUCUGCAACCAUGUUGCGGUCUCGAUAGCCUUCACCUUCUUCGGCUGCAUAUUGCUCGCCACAUCUGCCGUCUUAGAUGUCAUUUGGCUCACAAAAAACUGAAAGCUUUCAACCACUCGGAUAUCUUCUGGCAGUAGUCCUUUCUCGUAGUUAGUUCUAAUGGGAAACUCGAUGUCAUCGUCAUCGUUGUUAAGGAGAAAUCUAUGUCUGUUGUUUAGAAUGUCAGAUUAAUGGAGGAUAUUAUCUUUGAAGUUGGGUGAACGAAAUUUAUAGAAGUUUAUGAUAUGAACCUUGAAAAAUAAAAUUACUUGUUUCUAAAUA
Punica granatum (pomegranate) is the source of this 988-nucleotide messenger RNA. The record is from RefSeq and is a predicted model, not a curated record. NCBI's taxonomy places the organism in Eukaryota, Viridiplantae, Streptophyta, Magnoliopsida, Myrtales, Lythraceae.